AUGGAUGCAUUCAUUAAAGAACUAGUUAAAUGGCCAGUGGUUUUACGUCUUCGAACACUAAAUAAUGAUGAUGAACAUGUUGAUAGACUUAAUCAUCGGGUAACAGUUGGAAUAAUACUUAUUGCUGUUUUUAUAACUUCAACAACACCAUUUAUUAGCAAUCGAAUUUCAUGUUGGUUACCAACAGAACUAAAACAUAGCAGUUAUAGUAAAUAUAUUGAACAUUAUUGUUGGAUCAGUAAUACGUAUUAUAUACAUUCAAACGUUACUCCACCACAUUCUGAUGAUGAUAGACGAGCGUUACAAAUAAGUUAUUAUCAAUGGGUACCUAUUCUGUUAAUAUUAAUGGCCUUAUGUUUUUAUGCUCCUCGAAUGUUCUGGCGUUCAUUUAACGCUCAUUGUGGUAUUGAUAUACAAAAUCUCGUAAAAAAAAGUCAAAUUUCAUCAAAAAAUUCGGUAAAAAAUGCUUCGGCAAUGCUUAAUUAUUAUUGUCAAUCAUUUAAAUAUAAACGUUCAAAACUUUCAAUUAAUAUGCCAGCUUAUAUUCGUCAUAAUAAACAUCGAGGAAAUUAUUUAUUUUCUCUUUAUUUUCUAACACGUUUUAUGUAUUUAAUAAAUUCAAUAUUUCAAUUGAUUUUACUUAAUCUUUUACUUGGUCAUCGUGGUAAUGCAUGGUUUCUUGAUAUUGAUAUAAUGAAAUCAAUAUUUCGUUAUGGUAAUCCAUUACUUGAUUCACCUUAUUUUCCUCGUGUUACACUUUGUGAUGUACCUAUACGUGAAAUAGCCGAAAUUCAUCGUUAUACAGUUCAAUGUGCAUUACCAAUAAAUAUUUUAAAUGAAAAAAUCUUCUUGGCAUUAUCAUUUUGGUUUAGUUAUUUAAUUCUUCAUAAUAUUUUUAGUUUUAUUAUAUUAAUUUAUCAACAAUUUCAACGAAAACGAAUUGAAUAUAUCAGACGUUUAACAACAUUAUUUCCAGUAGAUAAAGAAUAUUUAGAAAAUUUUACAACAAAUUAUUUAACAUAUGAUGGACUUUUUUUACUUCGUUUAAUAAGUCAUAAUUCAAGUGAAUCACAAACAAUGGAUAUUGUUGAAAAUAUUUUUGAAAAAUAUCGAAAUGAAAGAAUAAAUAAACUGCAUACAUGA
This is a messenger RNA of Adineta steineri, 1143 nucleotides long. NCBI's taxonomy places the organism in Eukaryota, Metazoa, Rotifera, Eurotatoria, Adinetida, Adinetidae. The record is from the annotation of a GenBank genome assembly.